AUGACUAUGGCAACAAAUAUUGAUGAUGACGCGGCAGAUCCGAAUUCGAACUUCGACAAGAGAGAAGUAGGAGAGAGACAGAAGCGCAAUUACUUCAAGAGAGGGGAUACGACUAUCAAUUUUGACGAGCGACAACAACAGGCUGAGGAAUUUGAAUUCGACGAAAGACAAGGACGCUCGAGAAAUAGGGUUCGUGGUCGUGUGGUAGAAGGUCUGGGUGAGACCAGUGAAGGGGUUCUUAGAGGAGGAGAUCUUGAUUUUGAGGGAUACUUUGAAAGUAAAGCAAAUAUGGCUUCAUGGAGUGGGCAACCGGCUAUAAAGGGGAGUACGGAGCAGAUGCGAAUGGCACUGUUGACUUUUUCUUUGGUUGGAUUGCAGUUUACUUGGGGUAUUGAAAUGACCUAUUGUACACCAUAUUUACUUUCACUCGGUCUCACGAAAUCGAAAACUUCUUUGGUAUGGAUUGCGGGACCUUUAUCUGGGUUGAUUAUGGCACCGCUUGUAGGGGCAAUGGCAGAUCGUUCGCGUUCAAAAUGGGGUAGAAGAAGGCCAUACAUGGUGGGGGCUUCUAUACUUGUCGCAUUAUGCUUGUUAGUACUGGGAUGGACAAAGGAAAUCGUAUCUCAUUUUGUGGAAGAAGGGGAUUUCAAUAAGAGUUGUACAAUAUUUUUGGCAGUGUUGGCAAUUUAUGCGGUGGAUUUCGCUAUCAAUGCUGUUCAAUGGAGUUGUCGAAGUCUGAUCGUGGAUACUCUUCCUAUACAAAAGCAACAAGCAGGGUCGGCAUGGGCUAGCAGAAUGGCCGCUAUGGGGCACUUGGUCGGUUACGCUAUUGGUACUGUUGAUCUUGUCGCUUGGUUUGGUCCCUCAAUGGGUGACACACAGUUCAAGAAGCUUAUUCUAAUUGCGGCGUUUGCGCUCAUAUUUUGUGUGUGUGUCACUUCGUGGGCCGUAACGGAACGUGUUUUGAUAUCUAGCAAAGACUCUGACUCCCAAUCUGGGUUACUCAAAAUUACACGACAAAUAUAUAGAACAACAAUGACAGUUCCUCCAAAGAUUCAAGCCAUUCUGUGGUGCCAAUUUUGGAGCUGGAUUGGAUGGUUCCCAUUCCUAUUCUAUGGUACUACAUUCGUUGGAGAAACCUACUUCAGGUAUGAUGCUCCGCACGAGAUCAAAGAAUCUAAAGAUGCACUUGGAGAUAUUGGAAGGAUCGGAAGCAUGUCCCUCGUUGUGUUCUCAUUCGUGUCAUCUUUUGGAUCUUUCCUUUUACCUCUAUUGAUCAAGUCACCUGAUGAGGACAAAUUCACUCAGCGACCACCAGCAAGUAUUGCUCGAUUUGUUCAAGCGUACAACAAAUACAAGCCAGAUCUUCUUGGGGCUUGGUUUGUUGGACAUUUGAUGUUUUCAUCAGCUAUGUUUUUAGCACCAUUUGCAUCUUCAUUUCGAUUUGCAACUUCGUUAAUUGCAUUCUGUGGAUUGCCAUGGUCUGUCGCAUCUUGGGCACCAUAUGCAUUCCUUGGUGUCGAGGUAAACAAGAUGAGCGGACUCCCAUCUUAUAGCCGCCUUUCCACCGUCGACCGUGAUAUUGAGCUGGAGUCACCCACUGGUCCUCCAUCACCCUCCCUCCUUCGCCUAGAACAUGGCCCAGUUGGAGAAAAGGAAGACGUUGCGUCUACCGGUGAACUUUCUGGAAUCUACUUCGGAAUUCUUAACAUCUACACCACCAUUCCACAAUUUAUUGGAACUUUCAUCAGUAUGAUCGUUUUCAGUAUAUUGGAGCCAGGUAAAAGUCCAGAGUUGGCUCAAAAUGCAAAGGAAGGGGAACAUCAUGGGACAGAUGGUCCAAAUGCUAUUAGUAUUUGUUUGUUCAUUGGCGCAAUUAGUACUAUUGGGGCUGCCUAUGCAACUAAAAAGUUGAGAGAUUUGCAGUAG
Botrytis byssoidea is the source of this 1929-nucleotide messenger RNA. RefSeq lists its product as uncharacterized. The record is from RefSeq and is a predicted model, not a curated record. Gene Ontology annotation, molecular function: sucrose:proton symporter activity. The coding region runs from base 1 to 1929 and encodes 642 amino acids. NCBI's taxonomy places the organism in Eukaryota, Fungi, Ascomycota, Leotiomycetes, Helotiales, Sclerotiniaceae. The transcript has 6 exons. Gene Ontology annotation, cellular component: membrane.